Molecule: messenger RNA, 939 nt
Organism: Porites evermanni
Lineage: Eukaryota; Metazoa; Cnidaria; Anthozoa; Scleractinia; Poritidae
Source: the annotation of a GenBank genome assembly
AUGGGGUGUGAUGGUGGAACAAUUCCCAAACGAGAUGAACUUGUUCGGAUGAAGAAGAAGCCCGAACAAGUCGACAAAAACUACGAGUUAAACGCAAAGUGGUUCCAUUGUGCUUUAAGCCAGGCAGAGUUAAGUACUCCCAUCGUUUGUUGUGAGCUGGGCAACUUGUACAACAAAGAAGCCGUGUUGGAAUACCUUCUCGACAAAUCGUCUGUCACUACUAACAUUGCUAGCCACAUCAGAAGCCUGAAAGAUGUUAAGGAGCUAAAACUGACCACCAAUCCUGCCUUUGAACAGAAAUCUGUUGAGCAUGCUGACAGCUAUUUGGAUUUUCAAGCAUCCCGUUUUAUCUGCCCUGUUGUUGGGAUCGAAAUGAACGGAAGAUACAAGUUUUGCUUUCUGUGGAAAUGUGGCUGCGUGUUUUCUGAGCGAGCACUGAAAGAAGUUCCAUCAACUGUGUGUAACAACUGUGGCAAACCUUUCACAGACCAAGACAUUGUAGUAAUAAAUGGGAGCGAGGAAGAAUUGGGUAAAAUGAGGGCAAAGAUGGAGGAAAGGCGCCAGAAAAGCAAGUUGGAGAAGAAAGCUAAGAAGACAAAGAUUUCUGAAACUGUAACCUCCAGAAAUGGGGAAUCAUCGUCUAGCAGUUCCAGUGGUGAAAGUCCUAAGGAUGGCCCAGAAAAACCAGCGAAGCGAGCCAAGACGGAGCACACGUCCUCUACAAGUGGAGCUGCUGCAAGUGAUGUGAAGGUUUCAGGGGCAAAAUUGAAUGGAGCGAGUUCAUUAAAGGGGAAGAUUCCUGAACUGUCAAAACACAAGAGUGUGGCUGAAGACCCCAAGGCAAGCAAAGUUUUCAAGUCACUUUUCUCUUCCAGCCACAAGGACAGGCCAAAACAUCUGCAGUCAAACUGGGUGACCUACCACUCAUACCACAUCUAA